Molecule: messenger RNA, 3055 nt
Organism: Oryza sativa Japonica Group (Japanese rice)
Lineage: Eukaryota; Viridiplantae; Streptophyta; Magnoliopsida; Poales; Poaceae
Product: probable E3 ubiquitin ligase SUD1
Cellular component (GO): endoplasmic reticulum membrane
Molecular function (GO): zinc ion binding
Source: RefSeq, a predicted model, not a curated record
AAAAAAAGGCUGCAGCAGCAAGGGCAACAGAGGAGCCGUGGAGGUGGCAGGCGCUGCCGGCCGCGAAGAGAGGAAGCAACAAUGGCCUCUCCGCCUCCGCCGUUAGGGUCAGAGACGGCGAUCUCCCCGGCGUACGGCGAGGAGGAGGAGGAGGAGGAGGAGGAGCAGUGCCGCAUCUGCCGCGUCCCUGCGGAGGCGGGGCGCCCCCUGCGGCACCCCUGCGCCUGCCGUGGGUCCAUCCGCUUCGUCCACGACGACUGCCUCCUCCGAUGGCUCGCCACCCGCCGCACCUCCCACUGCGAGGUUUGCAAGCGCCUCAUCUCCACCUGCCCUCUCUACGCCGCGAAUGCUCCUGCAAGGCUCCCCUUGUCCGAGUUCAUGCUCGGCCUCGCCAACAAGCUCAUGGGCUGGUUCUUCCUCCUCCUCUCCCUCCUCGCCGCCAUGUACAUCUGGGAAUUCGUCAUGCCCUUCACCACCCUCUGGAUAUGGCGCCUCGCUCUUGCUAGGAGCUUUGCUCGGGUGCGCCACCUGCUCUCCCUCCGGAUCUUCGCUCAUGCUCAUGGACAUGGCGCCCCCCUCUAUGGCCUUAUGCCUUCUCCCGACGCCGUCUUCGCCUGUGUUUCUAUCAGAAGAGCCUUUCUCCGGGACCUCCCCCACUUCAGGGACCUCAAUCCCCUUGCCAGAUUUGCUGCCCAUGCUCUUGCUCCCUUUGCACUCUGGAUUGCUCGCCUGGAAACUCGUCUCGACCGAAGGUUUGGAGGCUUGGAUAGUUUGCAAGUCAUUGCGCUACAUACCGUUGAAGCUUCCUUGAUGGUGGUACUUCUUGAUGUGAUGCUUGCUUGUGUUUUUGGUUUUAUCCCCUUCUCACUGGGGCGGAUAAUCCUAUUCUGCACAUCGUGCUUCAGUUUUGGAAAUAUGGAUAGAGUCCACUCCUACACUUCAACAUCUUCUAUCCUUUUAGUUGGAUAUGGAUUUAUCUUUUCACUGGGUGUACUUUUCACUGGGUUUCAUACUUUCGACCAGUACUCGAGGGGAGAACACCUCACAAUUGCAGUUUUCUUCAAGGUCUUGACCAAUGGAAUGUACAGACUAUUCAGCCCUCUUAGAAGGUUGCCUGGUAUACAUGUAAUGGUCCAGAUGGCAUUGUCUUUCUUGCGACUGUUCUUCAGAGGGAUCAUAAAUCUAGUCACCGUUGCCAAUAUUUCAGUUAAUCUCAUUAAUGUGAUUGCAAUAUGGCCGUUGUUCUUUGGCUGGUCAGUUGAUAUCUGUGCUUCACAAUUGUUUGGUGAAACAAUAUAUCAGAAGCUUGAACUUCUAUUUGCCUCAUCUUUUGCUUCUACUGCUCUUCAUUGGCUCAUUGGAUGCAUCUAUUUGAUGUUACUCUCAAUAUUUUCCAGUCCUCUUUGUCUGGUAUUGGGUCCAGGAGUUACUAUUCCCUUUGUCCACUUUUCUGGAGAAGAAAGCUUGAUACAGCUCUUCCGCGAACCAUUCUACAAAUUUUCUUUAAAGCUGCUACCUGGUCUUUUUGUCAGUGCUGUAGAUGUUGCUAUGGUCAUUCUUGUUCCUGUUCAAAUUGCUGGCCAAUUGGCACCUAAGGUGUUCCCAUUAGAUAUAACCUACUUUGAUCCUCCUACUAAGGGAUCAGCAUUUUGGCAAGCACCACGGAACUAUGCAGAGUUACUUUCUGGUGCCCUUCUUCUGAGGUUUCUCAUCUGCAAUACACUCAAAUACCUUCAGCCUGGUCCACUAUUGCAGAAGUUACUGCUGUAUUGGUCUGCCACCACUAGACGUGUUCUUGGUCUGCUUGAUUUAUUGAUUGCCUGGUCUGCUGGAGAUGGUGAAUGCGAGGAUGGAAAUGGUUCCACACGAAAAUUCCACCAUGGUAGCACUUCUGAAGAUGAGUACAAAAGGAGAUUUGCUGCGGUUCGCCUGAUUCUACUUGUAGUGCUCUCAUCGUCAACUCUUGUGAUAUUCAAUUCUGCUGUGCUUAUUGUCCCAGUCUCUAUUGGCCGUGCAUUGUUGUUUGUCAUCCCUAAGUUGCCAAUAGCAGGUGGAUUGAAGUACAAUGAUCUGUUUGCUUUUGCCAUUGGAUUUUGCAUCAUAUCAACUAUCAUUGCCGCCUCUCGAGAUUUAUUUGUCUACAUGGCUUCUGGGAGAACACACCUUCUGGCUUCCGUUAUCUACAAGUGGGGUAUAACUGCUUUGAAGGGUUCUCCACUGCUGUUCAUAUGGAUUGUCAUAAUCCCCCUUCUGAUUGGUCUGCUGGUUAAUUUUCUACUUAUAUCACCCUUCCUCGUGACUGCCAAUGGCAUGUUCGUUAUCGACCUCUUCUGUACUUGGUUCCUAGGGCUGCUACUGCUGAAGUUCUGGGUGAAGUUGGUUCAUUGGACAACGGUCACACCUUUCCUGGUGUAUUUCAUUGAUGAAAGGUGGGACUGGAAGCUUACUCGGGCAAGAGAGGACGGGUUUUCGGGGCUGAGGGCAUUGUGGGUCUUACAAGAUGUAUUGAUGCCUAUCACCUUGAAGCUUCUGACUGCUCUCUGUGUCCCAUAUGCGCUUGCGAAGGGUGUCUUCCCAAACUUUGGCUACCCUGAUGCUGUGAACUUAACAGUAUACCGUUUUGCAUGGUUAGGCGGCUUUGCCUUGUGUGUGCUGUAUGAUCUAGCCAAGGUAUUCUGCAAGGUCCUGGUUAAACUCCAUGAUUCUAUCAGGGACGAGCGCUAUCUUAUUGGGCAGAGGUUGCAAAACUACGUUGACAAUAGCUGAAGACCGUUUGUUUCUUUUUGAGGCAACAGAACACCGUUUCUCGUAGUAGUUAAUACACCGUUUAAACGAUCGAGGAUAUAUAGCUAAUUGCCUGCAGUUCAUAUAGGAUAUAUAUAUAUAUAUGUUUAGUGACUGAUAUUAACAGUAGUUGAAAAUGAUGGAAAUAUCUUGGUGGUAUUACCGUCAACAAGAACACGCUGAGAUCCCAGAAAGAUUUUCCGCUGACGGAAAUUGUAAAUAUGGAUGCAAUCUUCUAUGAGAAUUUGCAUUUUUAUUUCUUUCAGUUUCA